CUCCACUUAACGGCAAGCAUGGCGGCAGAGGACUCGGAUAAGGGAGUCUCCGAUUUGGAUCCUGUAGAAGGAAUAGACCAGAAACCAGACGCAGAGGAGGAACAGGAGGAGACCGAAGAGGCGGCUGGCGGCGGCAAGAAACGGGUAGUGCCGGGUAUUGUGUACCUGGGCCACAUCCCACCCCGCUUUAGGCCUUUGCACGUAAGGAACCUACUCAGCGCCUACGGCGAAGUCGGGCGCGUUUUUUUCCAGCCAGAGGACGGGUUCGUGAGGCGCAAAAAGAAGGCAGCGGCGGCCUCCGCUGCGGGAGGCAAAAAGCGAUCCAAGUACAGCAAGGACUACACCGAGGGCUGGGUGGAGUUCCGCGACAAGCGAGUAGCCAAGCGUGUGGCGGCCAGUCUACACAACACACCCAUGGGCUCCCGCAGGCGCAGCCCCUUCCGUUAUGACCUGUGGAACCUCAAGUACUUGCACCGUUUUACCUGGUCCCACCUCAGUGAGCAUCUUGCCUUUGAGCGCCAGGUGCGCAGGCAGCGCCUAAGGGCUGAGGUUGCCCAGGCCAAGCGUGAGACUGACUUUUAUCUUCGAAGUGUGGAGCGUGGUCAGCGUUUCCUUGCCAACGAUGGGGACUCUACCCGCCCGAAUGGCUCCUGGACCUUUGCCCAGCGUCCUACUGAGCAGGAGCUGAGGGCCCGGAAGGCAGUUCGGCCAGGAGAACGUGAACGGGCUCGCCUGGCUAAUGCCCAGGACCAGGCCCGUUCCAACCGAGGGCUUCUUGCCAGGAUCUUUGGAGCCCCUCCACCCUCAGAGAGUAUAGAGGACUCCUCACUAGUUAGGAACUCUUGAGGGGCAAGGAGGCCCUUUCCCCCUCCUGGCCCAGCCCUGAUAAAGAAUACCUGGGUGGACAUUUUAUUGUGUUUCUCAAACCAGGAGUCUCUGGUAAAUGCUCAGACAUAGAAGUUUUGUAGGCCUCUCCUCUCCCCUCCAGCUCCUGUACAUGCCUGGUUGAGGCACUUAAUUCAUACUAGCUGAUUAUGACUACUGAGAUGCCUGUUUUGUCUUGUUUGAUUCUUGGCUGCCUGCCUCCUGACCAUUGGGGCCCUCUAAAAAUUCUACUUUCUGGCCCCAAGAAGAGUGUUUACUUUGAGCUACAGUGAUAAUGGCUAGUCCAGACAGCUAUUUACCAGCCGCAGGUACCGGGCAGCAGCAACAUCCUUUUUAUUUAGAAAAAAACUAAUAGGGAUGGGGGUUAAUGGGGUAGGAGUGGCUUGGGAGCCACCUUCCAAAUAUAUUUAUAGAAAAGAAAAAAUAUAUGUAUAUAUUUUUGUAUGCUUUUAUGGAAGUUGGAGAUGGUCACUGGAUAAAUUCCAACUUCCAUCUGUGUCCCAUUCACUCACCUUCACUCCAUCUCCUGGUCUCAGACUCACCUUUCCCCGCUUCAACCUGGACCCUUUUCUAUCUAUCUAAUCAAUUUCUUAGGCCAUGUUAUUCAUAGUUAUCUAAUUCAGCAUUUACUCAGUCACUAUAUGAGGACAUAGAGUGACAGUGGGUAAUAAUAUAUGGCCCUUGGUGUAAGUCUUAUAGACCACUAAACAGAUGUUUAAGACAUAAAUGUAUAGAAACAUUGCAUGUGUAUAAGGGAUAGAGUGGAGCCAUGGGAAGACAUGGUUGACUUUGUCUGGGAAGGUAAGUGGUGCUCUUAAUGUGGAGCUGAUUUCCAAACAGAGUCUUCAGAGAUAGGUCAAAUUUUCACCAGGUAUUUCAGAUUGUUCCUGAAAAGUGAACAGAAUGUUGAAAGAGCCCAGUAUUUAUUCCUAUAAUUGCAACAAAGCUCCAUGGAUGGAGUGUUGGGUUCAAACCACUGUAAAGGUAGGCAAAACCUAGGAGGUAGUUAUGCACAAAUGAUGCCCUUCUGGUUCAUUUACACAUAUUUUCUGUGCUUGGACAAGGGAAGGUUCACAAACAACAUGCAAAGCAGCUCUGCUGGUGUCAAAAUCCAUGUAAGCCACUAAGAGGUGUCACAAUAAACUAAGAAAAAUCUACAUACAACCUCAUAAUAGAUUAAAACUCUGGUCAAUAUCCAGGCUUUUAGACUUACAGGCAGUGUUAGAGUGAUAAUAAUUUGAGUUCUGCUUUGCUGUUUGCUUUCUUAGGUCUUUUUCCUCAUCUUUUUUUCAUUGUCAUCAAUUAUCUAUCUAUUUGGAUGAAAUGAAUUCAUUCACCUUGGCUCUAAAAUAACCUAGCCAUGUUAAGACUUCAGUUUGAUAGGUGCAGUUUAUUUGGGAGAAUUAAAAAAUCAUACAAUAAAAAAUUAUGGUCUGUUU
This is a messenger RNA of Camelus dromedarius (Arabian camel), 2324 nucleotides long. RefSeq names its product activator of basal transcription 1 (gene ABT1). Gene Ontology annotation, biological process: endonucleolytic cleavage to generate mature 5'-end of SSU-rRNA from (SSU-rRNA, 5.8S rRNA, LSU-rRNA); endonucleolytic cleavage in ITS1 to separate SSU-rRNA from 5.8S rRNA and LSU-rRNA from tricistronic rRNA transcript (SSU-rRNA, 5.8S rRNA, LSU-rRNA); small-subunit processome assembly. The transcript is spliced from 3 exons. Gene Ontology annotation, molecular function: RNA binding. Gene Ontology annotation, cellular component: nucleolus. The record is from RefSeq and is a predicted model, not a curated record. NCBI's taxonomy places the organism in Eukaryota, Metazoa, Chordata, Mammalia, Artiodactyla, Camelidae. Bases 19 to 846 code for a protein of 275 amino acids.